UGCUCACUACACACUUUCCAUCUUGAGGUAGAACGAUCCCAGAGCGGAGGCAGCGCGAAAAGUGAAAUGCACUUACAAGGACUCAAGGUUUCGCUACAGUAGAAACGGAUCAUCGUAAAUAUACUCUCGCCAUUAAGUUAAUGAGAAAAUGUCAAAAUCUGUUGAUCAUUUUGACGAAUCUAAUUGUGUUUGUUCCUUUGGGAUGAAACUUACCUGGGAUAUCAACGACCCAAAACUGCCACAGGACAUCAAACAAUAUGACGCUUUUCAAGAAUGGACAGAUGGGUAUGUACGGUACAUCUACAGUGCAGAAGAUAAGAAUGCGCAGAGGCAUCUAAGCGGAUGGGCCAUGCGAAACACCAAUAAUCACAACUGCCAGAUCCUCAAGAAGUCCUGUCUUGGGGUGGUCAUCUGCAACAGGAACUGCUCGUUACAUGAUGGCAGCAAAAUUCAGCUCAGGCCAGCGAUUUGUGACAAGGCACGGCAGAAACAGCAAAAAAAACUGUGCCCCAACUGUAAUUCGCCGUUAGAGCUUGUGCCUUGUCGAGGACACAGUGGGUACCCAGUGACUAACUUUUGGAGAAUAGAUGGCAAAUCCUUAUAUUUUCAGGCUAAAGGGGUCCAUGACCACCCUCGCCCAGAAAGCAAAUCAGAGACAGAGGCCAGAAGGAGUGCUGUUAAAAGAAGAAUGCCAUCUCCUCAUUUCUCCCAGAAGAAGAGACUAAUGGAAGCAGAGGCGGGUAGAUACCAUGACAGUGGAGGCCAUUAUCCCAAUAUCCAUCAUUUAUCCUGCAUUGAUGGCCCUGAGAGGUACAGCAUCAUUGCAGAAUCCAACUUCCCAAUACAGCCCCAGCACUAUUCUUCUUUUCAAAACACAGAGCCCUACAAACUUGCCUAUGACUCACCAAGCGGUGCAGGGGAGGCCACAUCCUCACUCCAGAAGGCUUCCAACCAUAGAAUCUACAUGACACGGCCACCAUGUGGCUAUGAGUUUAGCAUGCCUGGCUACCUAGGGUCUGGUUCUUACACAGCUCUUUAUAAAGACUCUGGCAAUCCACAGCCCGACCCUGAUUCAAGCAAAGUGUGUAUGCCGCUCAGUGGAUCUCAACAUAACCUGAGCCCAUUGAACAUUCAUGAAAGGAGCUAUGAUACCCCGAGCAAGCACCACGGAUGGAAGCAGAUAUUGGGCAAAGGUGGAUAUGGUGAAAGGGGUGAAUAUGGACAAAUCCCAGCAAAUACCAAUCACCAUUACUAUAAUGGGGAAUACCCUUGUAGAUAUGGUGGACCUGCCCCAGCUAAUACCCCGGCUUUGCAGACAAUUAUAACUACUACCACCAAGGUGUCUUACCAGCCUUGCAAACCAUCAGUGGUCAAGUACAAUGAUAACCUUUAUGAUGUCAAAACCCUUCAAAACUCUUUGUUGGAAAAUGAUUCUGCAACAUCAUAUCCAGAAAUAAAGAUCCCAGAAGAUACCGGAGUAAUCAAAACAGCAUUAGCAUAUCAACCAGAAACACUGUCUACUAAAACAGAAAGAGCAGAGAGUCUGGAGAACUACAGAUACGGAAACUAUUCGUCCAGCAGUUACCCGGAACGCAUAGCACAUCCGUUUAGAUAUGAAAAUGAGGAAUACGGAAAUUAAUGGGAUGGAUUUCAGUCCCUUUAGAGACAGGUUCUUUGUUGGGUCUAUGCUUAAUAAGUAAACCUUAAACAAAUAUAUUGUUUAGCAAAAACAAUCCUGAAGGCAAAUGUUGUUAUGGCCUGUUCUUACCAACUGUUGUAAAAAUGUGAGAAGUUAUUUAUAUACAGCCGGUGUUGAUAAAACUAAAUGUUAUAUGUGUAUUUUCUUGCUUAACAAGGCAUGUUUUAGGUUAGACUUGCAAAGCACUUGUUCCAGUGAUAGUUUAUGGGAAUUCAACAAUUAUGGUUGGUUCCCAGACCCCACUAAGCUCAAAUUAUGGAUUGAUGUUACCUAAGACCACCUUAAUAAGGUAAUCCAAGAUUUGUGCUAAUCGGGGUUCGUGACACCAAUUGCAAAUGCUACCUUCAGUAAGGCAGUCCAAGAUUAAAGUGCUGCAAUGAAAAAAGGUACUAGGGGCAAACGGCAGCUAUUUUUAUAAAAUGUUAUCCUAAUUAUUAUUAUUUAAUACUUUGUUAUAUUUGCAUCAUUUGUCUUAAAAUAAGCCACCAAAAAAAAGUGAAAUUAAAGAAUGUCCCACUAAUACAUAUUCCCUUUUAUCACAUUAAAUUAUCAUUACUGUU
Messenger RNA from Polyodon spathula (Mississippi paddlefish), 2259 nucleotides. Its product is annotated as chorion-specific transcription factor GCMb-like. Gene Ontology annotation, molecular function: RNA polymerase II cis-regulatory region sequence-specific DNA binding; DNA-binding transcription activator activity, RNA polymerase II-specific. Gene Ontology annotation, cellular component: nucleus. The coding region runs from base 149 to 1639 and encodes 496 amino acids. Gene Ontology annotation, biological process: regulation of transcription by RNA polymerase II; gliogenesis. The transcript has 6 exons. The record is from RefSeq and is a predicted model, not a curated record. Lineage: Eukaryota; Metazoa; Chordata; Actinopteri; Acipenseriformes; Polyodontidae.